AUGACGACAAUGAUUGACCUGGAAGAGAUCCAGACGUUUGCGGUGCAGCUGUCCAAGAAGGCGGGGCAGGCGAUCCUCGAGGGCUCGGCGCGGCGCUUCGAGGGCUUGAGCGGCUUCGACGAAAAGAAAAACACGGCCGACCUCGUCACCGAGACGGACCAGGCGACCGAGAAGCUCGUCAAGGACGAGAUCGCACGUGCCUACCCGCAUCACAAGUUCAUUGGCGAGGAGAGCUGGGCGGCUGGCGAGGAGAAUCAGCUGACCGACGAGCCCACCUGGAUCAUUGACCCCAUCGAUGGCACCACCAACUUCGUCCACGGCUUCCCCUUUACCUGCAUCUCGAUCGGCUUCGUCUACCGCAAGGAGCCCGUGAUCGGCGUCAUCUACGCGCCGUUCCUCGAGCACCUCUACCACGGCCUCAAGGGAUCCGGCUCGUACAUCUCGACGCCGCAGCACCCGGCGCCGCGCAGGCUUCCCCUCGCCGAGCCCCUGCCGCUGCCCUCGCUGCGCCAGGCCCUCGUCGCCUUCGAGUGGGGCUCGGACAGGAAGAGCGACAUCCUGGCCAAGAAGCUGCGCAGCUUCCAGCGCAUCACGGGCGACUCGGACGGCGGCGUCGAGGGCGGCCAGAUGGUCCAGGGCGUCAGGUCCAUGGGCUCCGCCGCUCUCAACUUUGCAAACGUCGCCGCCGGAUCCCUCGACCUCUACUGGGAGAUCGGUUGCUGGGCCUGGGACGUCUGCGCCGGCAUCGUCAUCGCAAAGGAGGCCGGUUGCGCCGUCGUCGGAUCGCGCGAUGCCGCCCUGGCCAGCCUGUCGUCGUCGGCCGCCGAGGGGCAGAGGUUCAACGACAUCCCGCCCGAGCUCCUCACGGGCCGCAAGUACGUCGUCGUGCGCGCCAUCGCCGACACCGAGUCGGAAACGGGCGUCGACGCGCAAAAGAGGACCAUCAAGACCUUUUACGACGCCGUCGAUGAGUGGGACCCUUGA
Pseudozyma flocculosa PF-1 is the source of this 984-nucleotide messenger RNA. RefSeq lists its product as uncharacterized. Gene Ontology annotation, molecular function: inositol monophosphate 1-phosphatase activity. The transcript is spliced from 5 exons. Lineage: Eukaryota; Fungi; Basidiomycota; Ustilaginomycetes; Ustilaginales; Ustilaginaceae. Gene Ontology annotation, biological process: inositol metabolic process; signal transduction. The record is from RefSeq and is a predicted model, not a curated record. The coding region runs from base 1 to 984 and encodes 327 amino acids.